UCAAUCACACGCGUUGCUAUGGCAACGAGACCAGAGAGUUGCUGCCUCUCCUUUGGUGUAGCCAUACUUUAACUUCCACAUCGGUACCGCAGGUCCAGCAUGUCCAGGUUUUCCAGAUCCAGCUCCAAUCUUCGGUCAUCGAGACCAAAACGAGCCCCGGACAGCACGGAGAACGCAAAUAUGACCAUUGAAAUACCAGAGUGCAGGGACAAAAAGCCUCCGCCCGUGGAACACUCCAUCAUCCCAGAUGAACUCCUAGUCAGCCUCACCUCCACCGUCUGCAACGGGAACAAAGAAGGGCACACUGUACACCGUCAGCGCUGCGAGAGCUGUGCAGUCAGACGGCCGGAUGCUGUGUGGCAUCAUCCGCUCGGACGCAAGAAGUACAAAUUCUUCCUGGAGCAGCCAACUUCUCUGACAGGAGCUGGCAGGGACAUCUCAUUUCUGUGUGAUGCUAUGACCCAGAGGAAGACGACACCACUGCCACCACUGAGGGGCAAAAGUGAGAUUUGUGAAACAGAGAACUUGAACAUCUCUGAUAAUUUAAUCCCAGAAGAAUUUCAUUUUGUCAAAAACAGAGGGAUUCAGUGCCUGAAGUUCUAUGAGGAUCCGUUCACAGUGCAGCUGAUGGAUGAGGAGCGGAAGCUCCGGGUCUUUCCGUCACUGAAGCCUAGCGGCAGACAAGAAGCUGUCGAGUUGAUGAGAGCCAUGGAUGACAUGCUGGAGAAAGCGGGCGUGGAUCGACAGAACGAAGAGUUAUCCGAGCUCUCCCAAAUGGAAGGUCUGCUUGAGCUGGUAAAGGUUGAGCAGAACAUCUACAACACCGUUUUCCAUGAACUGAUCAGGCAGGUGACCGUAGGCUGCGCAGAGAGAGGACAAGUGCUCGCCAAACUCAGACAACGCUACCAGGUGUUGCUGGAUCGAAUUCCACGGCGCCUAAAGGCUUUACACACCGAGACAGUCGCACAGAAGAGUUUGGACCGCCGGCUCACUGAGGAAAUCCACCGCAUCAAGUCCUCCCUGCAGCAGCUGAGCAUAGAAGCAUCAAAAAUCAAAGACCAUGACACCUUGGUUUGUGAGAAGGCGGGGCUCGCUCAUCAUCGGCUGGCUGAAGCCCUCAUACAGACACACACAGACUCAGAUGUGCUUCAGCGUUACCAUGAGCUUUAUGAGCUGCUCCGGACUCGCCUUGAGGCUCAGCUGCUGCAAAUGACGGAGGAGAGAAACAACUGGAGCAAACUCACCUUCAGCCUUGCCCUAAAGUUGAUCAGCGUUAAGAAGCUGCAUCUGGUUGGUCAGUUGCACGUCAGUGAGCGAGGCUGGCUCCAGACAGCAGAAAGCUGCCUGCUUCAUCUCUCCUCAAAGGAUGCAGAAGACCUUAAAGAAAUCCUGGAGCUCACCGACCACUGGGAAGAGGAGCUGACUGACGUGGUUUCCCAGCUGAAGAAGACGGAGCAUUCUCACUGUGUGCAGAUCAGCGUAAUCCAACAUGGAAUCACUAAAUGGCUCUCCCUUAUCACUGCUCAAAUUAAGUGUCCUGAUCUCAAACAUGAAGAAAACUCUGUGGAAGAGAUUCACGCAGAUUUGAUGCAGUGGUCACAAAUUCUUAUUCUUUUGUCUGAGUACUAUCAAGGCGAGAAACCAGCUUUGUGUCAACAGACACUGGGAAAUCUCAGUGUUGUCCAGGAAAAAUGGCUGAAUUUGAGCGUCCAGUUGUUUGAAAGGCAUCCUCGUCUCUAUGAAGCUCCUGAAGGUCAAGAGGCUGUGAGGAAGCUGGAGCGAGUCCUGCCUGAACUCGUCAAGCAGCUGGGGUUAAAGAUCAGCGGGGACAGCGGAAUCCUCAGAGUGAUUUUGUCGCUUCUUGGUUUGGUUGAUUCCUGGGUUUUCAGAACUUCUGCGAGUAUCGCAUGGUCAAAAACGGCGUUUAACUUUGACUGGCAGAAACUCAAGGAAGCUUUGCUGGACUGUCAGGGUUUGGUUGAAGAAGCUCUGUGGCAUUUCUCCAUGUCGCAGACAGACAACAAGGACAAAAAAAAGCCUAAUGUAUUCCAGGAGACAGAAAAACUCCUACUUGAUAUUCAAGUGUUCACCACCUGCUUGUCCAGCUUUGUAGAUGAUGAGAUCCAUAAACUCAAAGAGGAGGUCAUGUGGGUUCACAUGGCUCAGAUGAACUGGAUGUAUGAUAUGCUGCUCAUCUUGACGCCCGACUGCAUUGAAGAACCCGAUCUUGGACAGGAACACCUCCACAUUAAGAGAAUCUCACUGCAAACUCUAGAUGCAGAUGCUCAGGUGCUGAUGGGGAAACUGGACGUUCUUUCCACCUACAUUACCAGAUCUUGUAGCUUGAUUCUGGAGGAAAACAAUCCUUCGGAAGCUAGGUCCGAUAGUGACAAACACAAAAAGCUCCAGAGAGAGUGUGAGGACUGGGUGGAGACGUGUAAAAUAAUCCUGACAGGACUCCACGAUGAUCCGGAUGUGCAUUCUGGGAUCCCUGAUGGCAAAGAUCCCGCAGACGGCCUGGAGACUGAGGACAUUUCAGGAGAAUCUGCCACAGAAAACAACAAGAAGAUGAAAGAUGAGACUGAAGCUACACCUCAGAAGAUGGAGCUAACGAUUUGUGAAAAUCCAGUGAUAAAUCGGAUCAACUAUGACAGAAACAUUUCUCAGAUAAAGCUUGGAAGGAACAGAGUCCAUCUGACUGAGACUGAUGAGCUGGUUGUGUCUCCAACAACUAAAGAAGCCCAGAGAGCGUUUAGUGAUCUGACCUCUUUGGGAAUACUGCAGAGAGAACUACAUGAUUCUGAGAUGCGAGUGAGGAGCGCUGAGCAGCGAGCCCUGAGUGCUGAAGAGGCUCUCCAGGCAGCGCUGGAGAAGAUACAAGACCUGGAGAGACGGCUGCAGGGUCGUCCCGCUCUGGAGCUUCAACCUACUGAAGAGAAAAGUAAGAUGACACCUACUCCAUCACCAACUGCAUUAACACCGACUGCACAAAAGAAAAUCACUAAAGCCAAACAGGAGAGCUCCAAAAAAAGGACAAAGAAACAGUGAUCUUGUUUUUUCUGCUUUAAAUAUAUUUAUUUUUCCUUUAUUGCGUUUCACCAGAAUGGAAACCUUAUCUUACACUAUCUUUCAUUAAAUUGUGUGAAUGUUUAGAUCAUUACAUAAAUUUUAAUAAAUUAUAAGUGUUUGCAAAUCA
Oryzias melastigma (Indian medaka) is the source of this 3196-nucleotide messenger RNA. RefSeq names its product axonemal dynein light chain domain containing 1 (gene axdnd1). The coding region runs from base 100 to 3048 and encodes 982 amino acids. The record is from RefSeq and is a predicted model, not a curated record. NCBI's taxonomy places the organism in Eukaryota, Metazoa, Chordata, Actinopteri, Beloniformes, Adrianichthyidae. The transcript is spliced from 25 exons.